AUUUCUUCUCUUUCCGUGUAUUUGCAUCUCUCUCUCUCUCUACUUCAUCUGUUCUUUUCAUGUCUGUUUUUGUAUUAAUGGGCAAUCCCCGCGGAAGAAAGCAUCUUUAGAACUGAGCUUCCCUUUUGCUUUUCAUCUUCAUCUUCUUUCUCUUCUUCUUUGAUCAAAUAUGGCAGAAAACAAAGGAGGCAGUUCGAGCCGCCACCAAGAGCUUCAGAUUAGUUUUGGGAUGAUGCAGGCUUCUUCUUCCUCCCUUCACGCAAGUGCUAUGAGCAAGGAGGGAGGAGCAUACGACUUGGGAGAGUUGGAUCAAGCUCUAUUUCUCUAUCUGGAUGGUCAGGAUCAUUCCUCAGUUCAGGAGCAUAGACAGACUCUGAACAUAUUCCCUUCUCAGCCCAUGCAUGUAGAGCCAUUCAACAAGGGGGGCAUGAUAAGCUUAAACAAUGCUUCAAAUAAUUCUUCUAAGAGACCUGCAGACCAGUCCAUGGAACUAGGAAACCGAAGGAACAAUAUUUCAUCCUUGGUUCAGCCAGAAAAAGAGAACAAGGCAGCAGUGAAGAAGGAAUCGAAUAAUAAAAAGGUCACAACUUCUAGUACUGAACAAGAAGGGCCCAAGACACCAGACGCUAAGACAAUAAGGAGGCUCGCCCAGAAUAGGGAAGCAGCCAGAAAAAGCAGACUCCGCAAGAAGGCUUAUGUUCAACAACUGGAGAACAGCAGGAUCAGAUUAACACAGCUUGAACAAGAGCUUCAAAGAGCAAGAGCACAAGGCGUCUUCUUCGGGGGAGGAGCUCUCCUCGGCGAUCAAUCCCUUCCCCAUGGCAUCAAUUGCCUUAGCUCCGAAGCUACCAUGUUCGACAUGGAAUUCGCGCGGUGGCUGGAAGAGCACCACCGCCUCAUGUGCGAGCUCCGUGCGGCCGUCCAAGAGCACUUGCCGGAACAUGAGCUCCGGCUUUACGUCGACAAUUGCCUCUCUCAUUAUGACGAGUUGAUAAACCUUAAAAGCGCUAUCACGAAGGUGGACGUCUUCCACCUUAUAUCCGGAAUGUGGAAGACUCCGGCGGAGCGAUGCUUCAUGUGGAUGGGCGGCUUCCGCCCCUCAGAGCUCAUCAAGAUUCUAUUGAGUCAUAUAGAACCAUUAACAGAACAGCAGAUAUUAGGAAUAUGUGGCCUGCAGCAGUCAACACAGGAAACAGAAGAAGCACUAAGCCAAGGGCUUGAAGCCCUUCAUCAAUCUCUCUCCGACACAAUUGCCUCCGAUGCUCUUAGCUCCCCUUCCAACAUGGCUAAUUACAUGGGCCAUAUGGCCAUUGCCAUGAACAAGCUCGCUACUCUUGAAGGUUUUGUCAGACAAGCAGAUGGAUUGAGGCAGCAAACACUUCACAGGCUACACCAGAUCCUGACCAUUCGUCAAGCUGCACGGUGCUUCCUCUCCAUUGCUGAGUACUUCCAUCGCCUCAGAGCUCUCAGCUCCCUUUGGCUUGCCAGACCAAGACAGGAGUAAGCCCGCAAGCCCUUCUGUUUAAUUACUAAAAAAACAAAUCAGAGAGAAGAAAAGAAAAGGCUAGAUAUGAUUGCCAGCUUCAUGUUCUUGAAGCUCAUAAUUUUUAGCUAGCUAGAUUAGGUUCCUUAAUUUGACUGGCAGAUAAAUGUAUAGAUAGGUGUAUACAUACCUUUGAGAGUAUGGAUUAUAAUGAGACUUAGUUCUCAUCAUUUACCUUUCUAUGGAAGGAAACUUUUGAGCUAUCUAAUACCUUGUGUUCCAGGGAACGUUGGGCAGUCUUUUUCUGAUCUUUUCUUAGAGAAUUUGUGCUCUAGUUGCAUUUUGCUUAAAAAUUGUGACACUGUAAGUAACUCAUUUUAGCACACAUUUCGAUGAAUGUAGUCGAAUUAGUUGAUGAAAUUUGGACAUGAUGAGU
Molecule: messenger RNA, 1919 nt
Organism: Phalaenopsis equestris
Lineage: Eukaryota; Viridiplantae; Streptophyta; Magnoliopsida; Asparagales; Orchidaceae
Product: bZIP transcription factor TGA10-like
Exons: 11
Coding region: 170-1504 (444 amino acids)
Biological process (GO): DNA-templated transcription; regulation of DNA-templated transcription
Molecular function (GO): sequence-specific DNA binding; DNA-binding transcription factor activity
Source: RefSeq, a predicted model, not a curated record